Molecule: messenger RNA, 956 nt
Organism: Durusdinium trenchii
Lineage: Eukaryota; Dinophyceae; Suessiales; Symbiodiniaceae
Source: the annotation of a GenBank genome assembly
CUUCCUCUGCAUUUGUUGGCGCUCCCUGCACCAAGACAAAGCGCAGGCCGUCGAAAUGGCCUUGGGUUCUGGCGCGGGCGCCCGGCAGAGGAGGAGAGAGAGGGAAUUGCGGCUUUUGGCCCAGUUUGCAAUGUUUGGUUUGUUGGAAGGGAAGACGCCAGGGAAAACGCACGCAAAUGCGCACACACUGUUGAAGAGGCCAGAUUGGUACGUGAAGUACUUGCGACGGCGCAUGAAGGGAAGGACCCAGCAAAGACAAGCGGAAACAAAGGAGGGGAGUUCCAUUCUUGUAUAUUGUAUAAUAUGCGUUGCGUGUGUGUGUGUGUGUGUGUGACUAUUUGUCUAUUUCAACUGAACAUGUGACAUGAAAAUGCGAUCAAUUUUGAAUGAGAAGCGCGUGUUGAAUGUAUACUUUGGAUAAUUUGGAACUUUUUUUGCUGUAUUUGCUCAACUCAUGUCAUUUGAUGUGAACCAGCUGACCCCAUGUCCAUACAUGCUCACACUGCGCAAGUAGGAGCCAACUCUUUUUUCCAAAAAUUACAAUUCCAAGUAGGAUGCUGCUCGACCCGCGCCCUUCGAACCCGCGCGGUUAGACCUGCGCUCUGGCGCUCUCAGACUGGGAGACUUGCAAGUGGGUCACCGAUGAAGAGUCGCUCUUCCAAAUGUUUGCGGACUUGCAGUUUUGGAGGCUACAGCUAAAAGAGCUGCUCACUCCAUGGGCUCCCCCACAGCUUUUGGCCUGCCACGUGGCCACACGGUGCAAACAGCUGGAUGAACAGCAGAACGCCUUGAUGGAGGACAACCGCCGGAACUUGGCGGAGAUCAACCGUUUGAGGCAGCAAGUGAGCCAGUUGCAUUCCAAGCUUGAGGUGGCCGACAACCGCUCUGUGCAUGGACUGCAGAAGCAGGCGGAGGUGCUGGAGAAGCUCAGGAGACCGCAGUGCUGGUGGACCUGA